UUCUUCCUUUUUUUUAAACUGCUUGCAUUAUAUCUUAUGAGGUCAUCAACAGCAGCAAGAAGGAAAGCUAACAGCCUACCACCAUCCACUCUCCUUCCCCCCACCAUCUUUCUUACCAAAUCUCUUCUAGAAGCCUAAAAUUAACUCCCCACCUUUCUCUCUCUCUCUCAGUCAAACUCUUAUAUAUCUCGUCCCACUUCCAAUCUCAUCAAUUGGUGCUAAGAAAGAGAGGAAGAAGGCUGGUUCGCCAUGGGAAGGUCUCCUUGUUGUGAGAAAGCUCACACCAAUAAAGGCGCUUGGACUAAGGAAGAAGAUGAGCGCCUCAUCGCUUAUAUCAAGGCGAACGGCGAGGGUUGCUGGCGAUCUCUUCCGAAGGCUGCAAGCCUACUUCGAUGUGGAAAAAGUUGUCGUCUUCGGUGGAUCAAUUACCUCCGCCCUGAUCUCAAGCGCGGGAACUUCACCGACGAGGAGGACGAGCUCAUCAUCAAACUUCAUAGUCUUCUUGGAAACAAAUGGUCGUUGAUAGCAGCGCGGCUACCAGGGAGGACGGAUAAUGAGAUAAAGAACUACUGGAACACCCACAUCAAGCGAAAAUUGGUGAAUUUGGGGAUAGAUCCUGCGACGCACCGCCCUCUCCAUGAGGCACAACAGAACAACUCGAUUUCUUUCUUUAAAGCUGGAAAUAACAAAGCCGUGGAGUUUGCUAAGCGAGAGGAAGGCAGAAAUAAGAGCAGCAGUAGCAGUAGCAGCAGCAGCAGCAGUAACAGUAGCGAAAAGAUGCUUAUGUGGCGGCGGUCCGAGGAGGAGAAGACGAAGUGGCGAUGCCCGGACUUGAAUCUGGAGCUCAGCAUAAGCCCUCCUUAUGAGAAAAAGGAGGAUUUUUUUGACUACGAGGUUUUGAAUAGGGAUCCAUUGAUUGGUCUUUGUUUCAGCUGUAAACUUGGUGUUAAGAACAGCUCUGAAUGCAAGUGCGGUGGCGUCUUUCUUGGAUUUAGUAGAGGAGUGUUAGAUUAUAGAAGCCUUGAAACUAAUUGAGAGGAUUUUUUUUUUAAUAAUUUUUUUUUUAGUUUAGGAAUGAGAGAACUCAAUCUCUUCUGCCUUAUUUGUAUAAUUAUUGGCAUAUAUAUUAUCUAUGUUCCUA
This is a messenger RNA of Dendrobium catenatum, 1141 nucleotides long. Its product is annotated as myb-related protein 308. The transcript is spliced from 2 exons. The record is from RefSeq and is a predicted model, not a curated record. NCBI's taxonomy places the organism in Eukaryota, Viridiplantae, Streptophyta, Magnoliopsida, Asparagales, Orchidaceae. The coding region runs from base 250 to 1035 and encodes 261 amino acids.